AUGCCUCAGAGGCAGGAACGUCCUCGGCCUCGACAUUCGAGUAAAGACGAGCAGCAUUAUAUCAUCCUUAUUCAAGAUAUUCCACGCCACUGUCGAUGGCAAGAGCUCAAGGACAUGACGAGGAGUCUGGGAGGUGAACAGAGCUUGAAAGCUGAAGUGUUCAGCGCGGGUGAUGGGACCCAGUUGGGACAUUGCACCAUCAAGGGUAAGGCUGAUGCCGUCAAAGUCUAUGAGAAUCUCUGCAGGCAAGGCUGGAAUGGCCAACGUGUGCGUGUCAAACUGGUUGCCCAAGAGAAGGACGGGAGUUUGAGAAAGAUACAAGGACCAAAAGAAAGUAAUGGGAUCACCACGUCGGAGAUACCAACAGGGUUGUAUCUUCCGAGCCUACAAGGACCUGCUACGACGACACGGCCCUCUGCCCUCUGCUCAUCAACUGGCAUCCGUAAGCUACCCAACACCGUACACAACAAUGGCGACUUGGGCUGCUCAACCAGCGAUGUCUUCACUCGCUUCUACUAUGGCUCCAGCUACGACAGCAUACCCAUCUGGAGUCUGUCCGCCUCGACCUUCAUAUCUACCACAUUCAACCCAUCCAAGCACCAUGGCUCCACCAGUGUCCUACAGCACUCGCUCAAUGGUGACUCUGCACGGCCUCCCUCGCCACCUUCUGCCGCUCCCCUUGUCCGUCGUGGCAAUGACGGCAGCAAAAUAUUUAUCUCUGGGUUGCCAUACUACCAGUCCGAGAGUGAACUGCGUGACCUCCUCAGACGCUACGGCAACGUUUUCUAUCUUGAGAUCCACCCUGAUAGCCGCAAUCCCGGUAAGAACAAGGGCACCGCACGGGCACGAUACAAAACUCCAACCGAAGCCCUUAGUGCCGUACGUGACCUUGACGGCAGAUACCUCUCUAAUCGCAAGAUCAGUGUCAAACAAGAGAAAGACGAACCCAUAUUGACCGCAGCAGCUGGGAGCUCAAGCUCCGGCUCCGGCUCAUCAAGAAGACGGUGGCAGGAGACACAGUGUGGGAGUGGUUCCUCGGCGCAGAAGAAGAGCGUGGUUUCGUCCAAGAUCACCAGUUCAAAGACCAAACGACACACCGCUGUGCCCUCGAAGGAGACUGCGAGAGAUCCAUCCCGAGCUGCAAGGAAAAGAUCAGGACAUAGCAGUGGCUCGACAUCCCCAACAGGUCCACUUGUCGUUAAUGGCGCGAGAUGUUCUUCGACUCGACGAGGUAGCUGGGACGAGAAAUCCGCAGAUGAUAGUGAUGACAGCAGUGACGAUAGUGAGGGGAGUGAAGAGGGCGUUGCGCUGGUAGCUGAGGAAGAAGACGAGGAUCAAGAGGAGGUCGAGGAUGAUGACGAUGAUGACGACGACGAUGACGAAGUCGUGCCAAAGGUACGUCCAUAUGUCACCUUCUCAUGA
Fonsecaea monophora is the source of this 1422-nucleotide messenger RNA. RefSeq lists its product as hypothetical. Gene Ontology annotation, molecular function: mRNA binding. The transcript is spliced from 4 exons. The record is from RefSeq and is a predicted model, not a curated record. Lineage: Eukaryota; Fungi; Ascomycota; Eurotiomycetes; Chaetothyriales; Herpotrichiellaceae. Bases 1 to 1422 code for a protein of 473 amino acids. Gene Ontology annotation, cellular component: ribonucleoprotein complex; nucleus; cytoplasm.